Cynocephalus volans (Philippine flying lemur) is the source of this 1170-nucleotide messenger RNA. RefSeq names its product Wnt family member 10B (gene WNT10B). Gene Ontology annotation, biological process: canonical Wnt signaling pathway; multicellular organism development; neuron differentiation. The record is from RefSeq and is a predicted model, not a curated record. The transcript has 4 exons. Lineage: Eukaryota; Metazoa; Chordata; Mammalia; Dermoptera; Cynocephalidae. Gene Ontology annotation, molecular function: frizzled binding; cytokine activity. The coding region runs from base 1 to 1170 and encodes 389 amino acids. Gene Ontology annotation, cellular component: extracellular region.
AUGCUGGAGGAGCCCCGGCCGCGGCCUCCGCCCUUGGGCCUCGCGGGUCUCCUGUUUCUGGCUUUUUGCAGUCGGGCUCUAAGUAAUGAGAUUCUGGGCCUGAAGUUGCCGGGCGAGCCGCCGCUGACGGCCAACACCGUGUGCUUGACGCUGUCCGGCCUGAGCAAGCGGCAGCUAGGCCUGUGCCUGCGCAGCCCCGACGUGACGGCGUCCGCGCUGCAGGGUCUGCACAUCGCGGUCCACGAGUGUCAGCACCAGCUGCGCGACCAGCGCUGGAACUGCUCUGCGCUCGAGGGCGGCGGCCGCCUGCCGCACCACAGCGCCAUCCUCAAGCGCGGUUUCCGUGAGAGUGCUUUUUCCUUCUCCAUGCUGGCUGCUGGGGUCAUGCACGCGGUAGCCACAGCCUGCAGCCUGGGCAAGCUGGUGAGCUGCGGCUGUGGCUGGAAGGGCAGUGGAGAGCAGGACCGGCUGAGGGCCAAACUGCUGCAGCUGCAGGCAUUGUCCCGGGGCAAGAGUUUUCCCCACUCCCUGACCAGCUCUGGCCCUGGCGCAGGUCCCAGCCCUGGCCCCCAGGACACAUGGGAAUGGGGUGGCUGUAACCAUGACAUGGACUUUGGAGAGAAGUUCUCUCGAGAUUUCUUGGAUUCCAGGGAAGCUCCCCGGGACAUCCAGGCACGAAUGCGAAUCCACAACAACAGGGUGGGGCGCCAGGUGGUAACAGAAAACCUGAAGCGGAAAUGCAAGUGCCAUGGCACAUCAGGCAGCUGCCAGUUCAAGACAUGCUGGAGGGCAGCCCCAGAGUUCCGGGCAGUGGGGGCAGCUUUGAGAGAGCGGCUGGGCCGGGCCAUCUUCAUCGAUACCCAUAACCGCAAUUCUGGAGCCUUCCAACCCCGCCUGCGUCCCCGUCGCCUCACAGGAGAGCUUGUCUACUUUGAGAAGUCUCCUGACUUCUGUGAGCGAGACCCCACAGUGGGCUCCCCAGGAACAAGGGGCCGGGCCUGCAACAAGACUAGCCGCCUGUUGGAUGGCUGUGGCAGCCUGUGCUGUGGCCGCGGCCACAAUGUGCUCCGGCAGACACGAGUAGAACGCUGUCAUUGCCGCUUCCACUGGUGCUGCUAUGUGCUGUGUGAUGAGUGCAAGGUCACAGAGUGGGUCAAUGUGUGUAAGUGA